CACCUGUAUAGGGAUAAGGCAGCCGUUUAGGUCUCGGCCAAUAUCAGUCAAACCGCAAGUGAAUGUUAUUUGUGUGAAUGUGAACUGAUAGUGACUAGUUUAAUGCUACAUUAAAACACAAAAAGGAGAUUAAUGUUAAAAAUUACAAAACCACUUGGAUAUAGUGCGAGGUUUCUCAGUGCCUUGAGCCAUGAGAGUGAAGGUUAUUUCCAUUUUGGAGGACAACUACAUGUACUUGGUUAUAGAUGAGCAAAGUAAAGAAGGCAUUGCUGUAGAUCCUGCUGUACCUCACCGGCUGCUUGAGAUAGUGAAAAGAGAAGGAGUGAGACUCACAGCAGUGUUAACUACACACCAUCACUGGGACCAUGCACGGGGCAAUGAGGCUCUGCUAAAGGACCUCCCCGAUUUACAAGUGUAUGGAGGAGACGACCGCAUCACAGGACUGACCCACAAAGUUACUAAUGGCCAGGAGCUCAAGUUUAACAAGAUAAAUGUGAGAUGCCUGUUCACACCUUGCCAUACCUCUGGACACAUGUGCUACUUCCUGUGGGAAGACAACUGCCCCGAUUCCCCCGCAGUGUUCACUGGGGACACACUGUUUGUGGGUGGUUGUGGGAAAUUCUUUGAGGGAACGGCAGAGCAGAUGUACCACAACCUGACCAAGGUGCUAGGAACCCUGCCUCAGGACACAAAGAUCUUCUGUGGUCACGAAUACACAAUAAAGAACCUGAAGUUUGCAAUGCUGGUGGAACCAGAAAACGAGAGGGUGAAGGAGAAGCUUAGCUGGGCUCGGUUAAUUACUAGGCAAGAGACGACGACGACAAGCCGACAGUGCCGUCAACGUUAUUGGAGGAAUUUGAAUACAAUCCAUUCCUCCGUCUCUUCGAGGAGGGUGUGCAGAAGUUUACAGGGAAGUCAGACCCUAUCGAGGUUCUACGUGUGCUACGAAAAGAGAAGGACAACUUCAAGAAGCCCAAAGAGCGCAUUCCCCCGCAUGCCAUGCUCGCUCUGGAAUGGGGUCUGCUUAGACCAAAACUCACUUAAACAAAGCACUGGACUACUGCAGUACACACUGACCAUGCUGAAGCUAGUGCUACUGUCUAUUGCUGACGUAGUGCCAUUAUGAGAGAACAUGAUAAGUUUAACUUACCACUUACAUUGCAUGUUAAUCAUAAAUUACAAUUUGCAUUUCUGCAUCUUGUCACAUUGAGGCAUUUAUUUCAAUGAUCCUGAUUUAUGCUUGUUUACACAUAUUUGCACGAAUUACCUGAAUGAUACUGUAAGUAAUAUAAAAAUAAUUAUAUAAAUAAUUUACAAGAAAAUCAUUUGAGUUGCAUUUAAAUUGUUCACUUUUUUGUUUACACAAUUUUACCUCUUAACUACAAAAAAGAUGCUUAACCUCCAUGGAUUAAAUACUCAGUCAAUAAAGCUACAAUUAAAUGUAAACAAGUUUUUAUUAAACAUAUUCAGUAAUGUUUAUUUCCUAAAUAAAUAUAGUAAGAAUAACUUAUAUACAUAUGAUCAUUUAUUCAAACACAUUUUCUUAACAUUGUAAAUUAUUCAAGGUACCUGCAAAUGCAAAGCAGAGUAAUUUGAUUGUUCUAUCAACGAUUAUUUUUCCUAUGUAUAUGAAAUAUUUAAAAUAAUAAAAAGUAGGUCUUUCAAGUUCAGAGAAAUGGCAAAUGGCCUCAUUUUUUUGUUGAGUAUGAUGCUGAUCACUCUCCUCGUGUAAUGUAUAAGUCAGCUAAGCAAUGGAACUGGAAAUACUUCACCCAGAGGAAUAGAGAACUUUUCUGAUUGCUGCCAUUAAUGUUCAGGGUGGGACAAGUUUUGGGGAAAUUACUUCAGACUUGAAAAAAUAAAAAGCAUCAGUUUCACAAUUCUUGUUAAUCUAAAAAAUGCAACGAUAGCUGUUUUCAUUGAUGUUCUGUGCCACUGGUUUGCCAUGACAGCUGGAUCUAUCUGUCUUAUGGUCAAUUAAAGAGAACAGAAUUUAUUUUUACAGUGAAUAUAUUGCAUUACAUUGACACAGGGGCCUUACCCCCAGAAUAACAGAUUCAGUAAAUUAAAGCACAAUUUAUCAGUCAAUAAAGUAUUGGAUGGAUUAGAUUAUAGCUAAAAUAAUUAACAAUACAUAAUAAGUUGAAUAAAGUUUGUGCUUAGUUUUUUUUUCUGUGUU
Pangasianodon hypophthalmus (striped catfish) is the source of this 2179-nucleotide messenger RNA. It is a transcript of the gene hagh, whose product is annotated as hydroxyacylglutathione hydrolase. NCBI's taxonomy places the organism in Eukaryota, Metazoa, Chordata, Actinopteri, Siluriformes, Pangasiidae. The transcript is spliced from 8 exons. Gene Ontology annotation, molecular function: hydroxyacylglutathione hydrolase activity. The coding region runs from base 191 to 1126 and encodes 311 amino acids. The record is from RefSeq and is a predicted model, not a curated record.